Echinococcus granulosus is the source of this 2130-nucleotide messenger RNA. RefSeq lists its product as hypothetical. Lineage: Eukaryota; Metazoa; Platyhelminthes; Cestoda; Cyclophyllidea; Taeniidae. The record is from RefSeq and is a predicted model, not a curated record. The transcript has 4 exons. Gene Ontology annotation, cellular component: dynein complex. Gene Ontology annotation, biological process: microtubule-based process. The coding region runs from base 1 to 2130 and encodes 709 amino acids.
AUGGCAAUCACUUUGAAGCAGCAGACUGUAAAGGAGCGGAGCUCCGACUUCAUUAUUGAUUUUCUCGCCUCACCAAGUGGUGCUCAGCUUAUCUGCGCUGUCGCUCAGGCUCGGAGCAUAGGAGCUCAAUUUUGCCCCACUACUCCUGGCUAUCAGUUCUGUCUUCACUAUCCAGAGAGGGAGAAGGGAAGGAUUUAUGCAAUCACAGGUCUUCUAAGCUCCUCAUUAGGACAUACUUUAGAAACUGCAAGUACAAACGAGCCUCUAUUGACGUUACCAAAACCUGAUUCGACAAACCAAUGGCACAAUACAUCCGAUAGCGAGGAAUGGUCGCGAGGUCAGGGUGAAUUUUUCAUAACCUCUCGAUCAACGGUAACGAAUCGCCGAACUGACGUCACAUCGAAGACCUUCCAGAGCGGUAGUAAUGUCGGCAGCGACUCGGAGAGUAAACCGACCAAUCGUCCUCAGUACACGGUCUACCGCAGUGAGGAUGAGGUACCCUACCAGAAGUCCAAUAACACCACUGCAAUCCAUGUUGACGUGCGCCCCUCCCAUCCGCCCGUCGAUGUGGCGAUUCGCCGCAUAUCCACGACUGGCGAAGACUGGAUGGUGUCGGGAGAGCCGCGAAAUCAUGUGUACCCCACUGAGACCCUUAUCGUGAGUCCUCCAGCUGCUCGCACUGGCAGUCGACGCCAAAGACGAACCCUUCGUCAGGGAAGUGAAGCUCGUGUUGUCACCAAAAUGACCAUUCCUCCGCUUGAGCCAACUAGUCUGGGCAGGCCGAGAAAUCAACGAAGUUACUCCUCCGAUAUCAUUCGCGAGACAGAGGCUACUUCUCAACGCCGCAGACAAUACGAGCAGUCUUCAUUAAACAAUGCUUUUCGGCAGAUGAACCUGCAGGACCAAACAGGACGUUCGCAGUCAGUCAGUCGACGCAAAAAGGACUCAGUUCAUCAUCAUCACUCACGGUGCUACGGCCACAAGCACUCCAAAAUCCGGCCAAGUUCCCGCUCGCGUGCUCGUGACAUAUACGGAACUUUACGUGGUAUACCGAUGACAAUAGGCUACACUACUCCCACGUUAGCCUUCUAUCCCGAUUGGUCGGGCAGCUUUGCACCUGUGUCGCCAGCAGCCUACUACUAUCCAGAUGAUUACGCAACUCCAGUGCCUGGUGUACCAUACCUCCCCUCGCCAGCCAUUCCGAUUCACUACAGCCUUCCGCGUCGAUACCCUCCAAUGGCUACUAUCUAUGGACCCAGAUCGGGCAUUCCGAUGACCACAGUUCCAUCAAUGACUCCAGGGACUGCUCAGAGGUUCCCUCCAGUCUAUCCAAGGAGCGCCAGAACUCCGAGUCAGUAUCACUGUGUAUGCUGCCCCAACAGGGCUCACCAAUGCACCACAGAGAAAAAUUCACGUGUCUUUAAUUUUGAAGGUGAUCAAUGGGAAAGCGAAGGCCCGACUCCGAGUAAUCCAAAUCAGUAUGGACGUAGCACUCUAACGAAACGCACUCGCUCAAAACAGCAGUUCUUUGAGACACAACGCAUGCAGGCACAGUCUGGUAUGACUGCAUCGAUGGACGCUGGUCGAAAGUUACACCAAACACCGACGGAGUUUGAGGUACCUAUUCAGAAGGAGACACCCACUGCGAUGCCCUAUGGGCUAGUUUCACCAGGAGGUACGCUGAACGAAACCACUUACACUUCUCAAAAGUAUCAAAAUACCUGGAAUGCGACACUGUCACCAAAGGGUGUUGUAGCAAUGCCAUCAUUGCACGGCGAGGUAACACGAGACGAUGGAUUCCCACCUGAUUAUGUGGACCUGACUGACGUGGGCAUUGAAUAUACUAACGGAAUGGAUGACGGUGAGGUUAAUGCGUCAUUGCCACCACCGGAUAAGAAGGUAGUUCUUCAACUGGCAGAGUCAGCUCUCGCCACAGCAAACGGCCCAACACAGGUAGCCGCUACUUUAAAGAAAGCAAUGGACGAUAAUUUCGGACCCGUUUGGCACGUGAUUGCUGGCACUGGAGCCUACGGAAGCAAUAUCGCGAGUCUUGGAGGGCAACUGCUUCAUUUCAAAGCAUUCGGCUGGGCCUUCCUCAUUUGGAAGACGUCUGACCAGCAACCGGAGUAG